AGUAAGAGGCGGCGGGGCUUUAUGGCGGUCGCCGGGCUUCGGCGGCCGAUGUCCGCGGCGAUCGGGGGCAAGUAAACGGCCCGGCCUCCCGGUGACGGCGCCGACCGAAGGAAGGAGCAGCGGGCGGGACGGGGACGGAGCCGGAACCUCGGUGCGACGAGCCCCCAGGUGGAGGCGGGCGGGCGGGCGGUGGGCUGCUGGAGGCAGCCGUUCGGAGCCUGUCGUCGGGUGAGCGCUCGGCUGCCCGGUCCCUGCCGGGGGUAGGCCGCGGGUCGCGGGCUGCUGCGUGUCAGUUUUCAGUAUUGAAUCUGGAAGGAGCCAUGACAGCAGGAGGGGGAACUGAUGAUGAUAUUCCAUUGGGAGAGAGGAAGACUGUAACUGAUUUUUGCUACCUACUUGAUAAAUCUAAACAGCUCUUCAAUGGCUUAAGGGAUUUACCGCAAUAUGGGCAAAAGCAGUGGCAGUCAUAUUUUGGACGGACUUUCGAUGUUUACACCAAACUUUGGAAGUUUCAACAGCAGCACAGGCAAAUCCUGGAUAAUAGGUACGGCCUGAAGCGGUGGCAAAUUGGAGAAAUUGCUUCGAAAAUAGGACAACUCUACUACCAUUAUUACUUGCGUACUUCUGAGACCAGUUAUCUUAAUGAAGCAUUUUCCUUCUACUCUGCAAUAAGGCAAAGGGCCUAUUAUUCCCAGGUCACCAAGGAAGAUAGGCCUGAGCUUGUAGUUAAAAAGCUUCGGUAUUAUGCUCGAUACAUAGUAGUUUGUCUUCUGCUCAACAAAAUGGACCUCGUCAGAGAUCUUGUUAAGGAAUUGUCAGAUGAAAUUGAAGAUUAUACACAUCGCUUCAACACUGAAGAUCAGUUAGAGUGGAAUCUUGUACUACAAGAAGUGGCAGCUUUUGUUGAGGCAGAUCCCGCAAUUGUGUUAAAUGAUGACAACAGCAUUGUGGUAACCUCCAAUCGCCUGGCAGAGGGAGUCGUCCCACCACUGGAACAAGGGAUGGUAGCUGGCCAGUUGGCAUUAGCAGAUGCACUAAUUAUUGGAAACUGCAGCAGUCAGGUUAAGUUCAGCGAAUUGACUAUUGACAUGUUCAGAAUGCUGCAGGCCCUGGAACGAGAACCUAUUAAUUUGACCUCACAAUUAGGCAAGACUGGAUCACAGGAGCCAACAGAGAAACCAUCAAAACGAGAAAAUCCACACAAAUAUUUGCUAUACAAGCCAACAUUCAGUCAACUUUACACGUUCCUUUCUGCAUCAUUUAAGGAGCUGCCUGGAAAUAGUGUCCUGCUGGUUUACCUGUCAGCCACUGGUGUGUUCCCCACAGGUCGUUGUGAUUAUGAAGGCCCGUAUGAUUUUGGUGGAGUGCUCACCAACAAUAAUCGUGACACAGGAAGCAUGGAAGUAAUACAAAAACGCAGCAAUUCAUUUAAAGAAAUGCACUGCCUUCAUCCUGGUGAUUUUUUCCCUUUUACACGGAAACCAUUGUUUCUAAUUGUGGACUCUUCAAAUAGUAUAGCAUAUAAGAAUUUUAUCAACUUGUUUGGUCAGCCUUUAGUUUGCCUACUUUCGCCAACAGCGUAUCCCAAAGGUUUACAAGAUCAAACUCAACGAGGCAGUCUUUUCACCCUCUUCCUGUAUAAUCCUUUGAUGGCGUUUCUCUUUAUGUGCCGACUCACAAGUAUGAGAAAGGGAUUGUGGGAUAAAUGUCAGGAAUACCUUCUUAAGAUUUAUAGAGACAUAGCUCACCUGCUGACUAAGUCACGGACUGUGGAUCAAGCAUUUCUUCAGUUUUUUGGUGGAUUUCUUCGACUACUUUUGACCCGCUUUGUUCUCUGCUCUGCAACCAUGAGACUGCACAAAAAUGAAACUCGAAAUUACCCAGAAACGUACCCACAGUUGCAGAAAGAAGACAGUGUGGAGAACCCUGUUCUUCAGAAUCACAUUCUGGAACUGGCUUCCAUUUUGGACGUUCGAAAUCUUUUCCUGGAAAAGACCACUGAUGAAUACUAGAAAAUUGAGAAAAUUAAUGGUUUACUUUGAAGCCAAUGCUUCUGAAGAAGACUGUUUUCUUUGUGUUUAUGUGUAGGAUAACUGAAGCACUUCAUUUUCAAACAUCAGUCUCUUUGGUCAAAAAAAUUUCUCAGACUCUUGUAUCUGCAGAAUGAUGUUGUUUCAGUAGUUGACGCUUGUUCCAUAGUCAGAGUGUAGUAACAGUGUUGUGAAUAAAACAUUAACACAGCAGGACACAAGUAUAAAGAUGAUUUAUAAACAAGUAGCUAAAAGGGCAUUUACAACAAAAAGCAAUAGAAGCUUUUUGACUCAUUCUAUGUAACAGUGAAACACCCAGAUGUUAAGGGUGUCAUUUUAAGAGUUUUAUAAAUUAUCUCUUGGCAGCAAAUAUGUAUAAAAAUAUAUCUAUAUAUAAUAUGAAUAAUUGCCCGUGACAUUGUGUUCCAUUUUGUGUAUUCUAGUUAAUCAUGUGUACUAGUUUUGGUCUUAUAGUUCAUCCCUUUGAUAGUUUUUGAUAUAAUUAUGAGGAUCCAGCACACCUACUGUAUUUUACUGCAAUUUGAUACAACAUGGCCUGGAACACUGAGUGGUGACAGUGCACUGAGACUAUUGAGCAUGCUCUGUUGAUGUGAGUGAACCACAGCUACCAGGAGACAUUCAAGACAGAAUCCUGAAGAUUAAGGUAGGUUUGUGUCUGUAUCCAGAUUUUCUUUCUUAAUGGAAUUGCUACUAAAACCUGUAGCAUGAUACCUGAUAUCUUACAAUGUGGUCUGAUUUAGUUCACUUAUUUUCAGGUUAGUAUGUGCGCAUACAAAAUAAUUGUUUACUUUUGCAGCUAAGUAUCAUUUUAAGAAAAUAAAAGAUAAACUUAACUUAAAUAUUCCCCAUGUGUUUCCUCUUUGAAAGAGAAACAGUUUUAGUUGUAAAAUUACUAGCAGCUAUAAUUUAAUGUUGUGCCCCAGAAAAACAUGUAGAAAUUAGAAGCUGAAAAGUGUGUUGUGUUCUCAACACAAUAACCAUAAGUGUUCACACAGUUUAUGGUUAUUAGUAUUGUGCUGCAUAACGCACUUUUCUUUUAGCCAUAUGACGCUGCUACAUUUUUAUACGUAGAUACUUGAAAUAAGCAAGGUUUUUUUGUGUAAAUGCUUUGAUAUUCAUAUCUUUGCCAAAUAUACUUUGUAUUUUCAUUAUGUAAAGGAAGUAAGUUUUUCGUGUGAUAGGUUUUGAUUUGGCUAUGACAAAUAAUGAGACUAUUAAAGAUGCUUUUUAUGCUUGUGGCCACAUUUUUUUGCAUCAUGUUAAUUCAUCAUUCAUUUACUUAUUGUUAUCUUCUGUUUAGAAGCAACUUUUGACUUGUGUGAAAUUUCUCUGAUAUAAAGAUUUAGUGACUAUCAAAUCAUCAUGUAGAUCUGGUUUAAUAUGUUAUUGGUCUGAUAUUCUGUCACUUGAAUUUGUCUUGUUAAAGUCUAAAUGUGUUUUGGCUAAAAUAUUUUAAAAUAAGUAAAACAAAAGGCAGCUUAAUUAGAAUUCUUACUGGCCAAAUAACACGAGGACAUUGUAGUAUUGACAAUGCUUUCUGCUUCCAAAGUUCUAAAAGUGGCCAAUAAUUAAUAUGUAAAAUAACUGCAACAAGAAAGUUGUUUUAAGUUUUUUCCAAUGAAGAUUUUUUUGUGAAUCAUGUUGUAUUUACUUGGUGCAGCCUGACUCCUGAGCUGCACCUUCUCGACAUGUGCAUGUAUUUGAUUCAAAUGUGAUCUUUUGCUACUAUCUUGAAGCAAAAAAAAAUGCAAGAUGAAAGCAGAGUUCUAUACUUUUAGUUAUAUUUAAAGAUAAACAGAUGGCACACACUGGAGAAAAUGUUCUCACUGUCCGCAUAUUAUGUGUCUUGUGAGUAAAGUAGUUUAACUGUUGUAUAUUUUUGUUUCUAUUGUGUGUUUGUAAUAAAUGUGUAUUAUUCGAUGCUCUAUCAAUGAGACACAAUAAAAAGGAAU
This is a messenger RNA of Pristis pectinata (smalltooth sawfish), 4003 nucleotides long. It is a transcript of the gene scai, whose product is annotated as suppressor of cancer cell invasion. NCBI's taxonomy places the organism in Eukaryota, Metazoa, Chordata, Chondrichthyes, Rhinopristiformes, Pristidae. Gene Ontology annotation, biological process: DNA-templated transcription. The record is from RefSeq and is a predicted model, not a curated record. Gene Ontology annotation, molecular function: transcription corepressor activity. Gene Ontology annotation, cellular component: nucleus.